This is a messenger RNA of Colletotrichum godetiae, 531 nucleotides long. RefSeq names its product Homeodomain-like protein. Bases 1 to 531 code for a protein of 176 amino acids. NCBI's taxonomy places the organism in Eukaryota, Fungi, Ascomycota, Sordariomycetes, Glomerellales, Glomerellaceae. The record is from RefSeq and is a predicted model, not a curated record. The transcript has 3 exons.
AUGCUCAAAAAAGAGGUGCACGGAAAAAGUACCAGUCUCCCCAUUUGUCCCCUUGUCACUUGCGCUACCGAAUCUAACAAACAUCUCGAUUUUCCAGUGCGCCAAGGCGGGAGCGUCCAAAACUGGAACGACAUCGCCAUGUCAUUACCAGGUCGCACCAACAAGGACUGCCGCAAACGGUGGGCAAAGAUCCAAGUCGAUAUCCGAAAAGGUGCAUGGACACAAGAAGAAGACGAGAGGCUGCAGAAGGCCGUGCUGCAACUCGGGUGCAAAUGGUCUCAAGUAGGCGCCAUGGUUCAGAGUAGGAAUGCAGACCAAUGCGCGAAACGAUGGCAGCACGUGUUAGGACCCGACGUCAAGCACUGUUCCUGGACCCUCGAGGAGGACAGAAAGCUGCUGGACGCCAUGAGUAAAUUCGGAAACAACUGGAAGCAGAUUGGUCUUACCGAGCUGCCGGAUCGUUCGACCCACGAUCUACGCAAUAGGCAAGUCAGAAAUCUGAAAUGUCAUGUGCAUGGACCCUACAGCUGA